CCUACCAUUUAUCUGGUACCCAGUUUAAAAAUCAAAAAGUGUACCAGACUAAUAUGAAAUUUAGUUUGUUUACAUUUAUAAGCACUCACUCAUGAAUGCCUUGAACUUUAUCAAUAAUUAAUGAUUUCGCCUGAUAUGUAGUUAUUGACUUCAAAAUGUAGAUGGCUGAACAUUCCAUGCACACAACAGUAUAAGGCUAAUUCCAAACAAAUUCCUUCACCAUGCUAGAUGUUAGUAAAUGGCCAAUGUUUAGUGUGCUAGAUCAAAGUGAAGUUCAGGCUAUAAAGAAAAUCUGUGUGUUUGGUAGUUCUGGAAAUGAAGCUGUUUAUAUCAAUGAAGAUGAUGAUGUAUAUGCUAUUGGAUCUAACUGUAGUAGCUGUCUUGGUCUAGGAGAUUCACACAGCAGUUUUGAACCCAGAAAAAUUGAAGUUUUAUGUAAGAAGAAAAUCAUAGACAUUGCCUUUGGAAGUGGUCCUCAUGUUUUAGCAGUUUCAAGUGAUGGUGAGAUAUAUAGUUGGGGACACAAUGGGUACUGUCAACUGGGUAAUGGAGGUUCAACACAGGGACUGAGCCCUUCAUUGAUUAAUACUAAUGUCCUUGGGAAGAAAGUGACAAAGGUGGCGUGUGGCAGUCAUCAUUCUAUGGCUUUAACACAGGAUGGUGAGAUAUAUGCUUGGGGACAGAAUAAUUGUGGACAGGUUGGAUCAGGAACAACAACUAAUCAACCUACACCGAAAAAAGUCAUGGCCGUCAUAGGUUCUAAAAUGGCCAUUUCUAUAGCUUGUGGACAGACUUCAUCAAUGUGUUUAAUGGAAAAUGGUGAGGUAUAUGGCUGGGGCUAUAAUGGGAAUGGACAACUAGGACUGGGUAAUAAUGUCAAUCAACCAAAUCCUUGUAGAGUACAACAGCUUCAAGGAAUUAUAAUAAGUCAGCUUGUGUGUGGCUAUGCUCAUACACUGGCAUUGUCAGAUGAAGGAACAUUAUACACUUGGGGAGCUAAUUCUUAUGGUCAGUUGGGAACAGGGAACAAAGCUAAUCAAGUAUCACCUAUAAAAGUUAUGGCCAAUGAGAGGGUAGUUGAGAUCGCUGCCAGUCAUUAUGCCCAUAUAUCAGCAGCCAUGACAGAAACAGGUCAAGUUUACAUGUGGGGGCAGUGCAGAGGACAGUCGAUAACAUCAUUAUACCCAACCAAAUUCUCCAGUACUGAUGAAGUGUUUGCCUCUUUCUCAUCACCUCCUGUUACAUGGAGAACUUAUUCCAUAGAUAACCCUGAUCUAUGUGAUCGACAGAAAGGUGCUAGUGUAUUAGAUGAUAUUACCAGAUCAUUUGAUGACCCAGUGACUAGUGAUUUAAAGUUUUCAGUAGAAGGAAGGUUAAUUCAUGUACACAAAUCAAUCCUUAAAAUAAGAUGUGAUCAUUUCAGUUCAAUGUUUCAAUCUUGCUGGGAAGAAGAUGAAAAACAAGUUAUAGAAAUUAGUCAGUAUACUUAUACAGUAUACAAGGCUUUCCUUAGAUAUCUAUAUACAGACAGAGUAGACCUGAAACCUGAGGAAGCAAUAGGUUUGUUGGAUUUAGCCAAUGCCUACUGUGAACCAAUAUUGAAGAAAAUGUGUGAACAAAUCAUCAAGAAAGGGAUGACAACAGAUAAUGUAGCAAUGUUGUAUGCAGCUGCUAUUAAAUUUGAAGCUAAGGAAUUGGAAGAUUUUUGUUUCCGCUUUGCCCUGAAUCAUAUGACUGCUGUAACACAAACUGAAGCAUUUAGUCAGCUGGAGGAAUGUAUUCUCAAAGAGUUCAUUAGAAAAGCAGCAUUAUCAGGAGCUUUUAGAAACUGACCAUAAUCAAAAUGAGGUGUGGAUUCAGAUUAGAGCAUUUUUUUGGGUAAAAAUAUAGUCCUUUAGGAGUGCCCUCCUAUUAAACAUAAAAU
This is a messenger RNA of Mytilus trossulus (common blue mussel), 1924 nucleotides long. RefSeq names its product RCC1 and BTB domain-containing protein 1-like. The coding region runs from base 222 to 1832 and encodes 536 amino acids. The transcript has 16 exons. NCBI's taxonomy places the organism in Eukaryota, Metazoa, Mollusca, Bivalvia, Mytilida, Mytilidae. The record is from RefSeq and is a predicted model, not a curated record. Gene Ontology annotation, molecular function: protein binding.